AGAGUACCGAAGAAAGUCAAACUCCCAAAUACGAGCGCGAGAAGGAAAGAGAAAAGCAAAGCAGAGGACCAUCCACCCUACAGCACUACACCUCUGCGGACAUCGGUGGUUCAGCAAAGAAGCUCUGCAACCCUGUGUAUUCUCCAGCUGAAACCCGUACCUGUGAGAAGAGCUUGCGGUGGAUGUAACAGUAGCAAUGUGUAGAGGAACCGUGAAAGAGUCGCACGGAUGUCAGCUCAACUUUAUUCUGCUCAUCGGGCUGCUCAUAGCCAACAGCGAUGCAGAGAUUCUCUCAGACCCAAACGUGGUGGCCUCAUCGAACUGGAACAUGUCCAGCGGAGCUGAAAGAGGUCACUUUUUAAGACUGGAUGCACCAAUGAAUAACAUCACUACCUCCCUCGGUCAGACCGCUGAGUUACAUUGCCACGUUUCAGGGAACCCACCGCCCAAUGUACGCUGGCUAAAAAACGAUGCCCCCGUGGUCCAGGAACCGCGCCGUAUCUCUUACAGGCCGACUUCGUACGGCUCACGACUGAGAAUUCGGAACCUGGACACCACAGACACAGGCUACUUUCAAUGCGUGGCUACCAGCACUUAUGGCACGGUAUCCACCACAGGAAUUCUGUUCGUCAAAUUUGAUCCAGCUCCCACCCCUCUGCCUGGAAGGCCCCCAAUAUAUGAAGUGGAUGAGGAUGGUUUCUGUCAGCCUUACAGAGGCAUCGCUUGUGCCCGCUUCAUUGGAAACAGGAGUAUCUUCGUGGACUCUCUGCAGAUGCAGGGCGAGAUCGAGACCCAAAUCACAGCGGCGUUUACUAUGAUCGGCACCUCCAAUCACCUGUCGGAUCGCUGCUCCCAGUUCGCCAUCCCGUCCCUUUGCCACUUCGCCUUCCCCACGUGUGACCGCAGCUCCGGCAUAGACAAACCUCGGGACUUGUGCAAGGAUGAAUGCGAGAUUCUGGAGAACGACCUGUGCAAGACAGAGUACAUCAUCGCACGAUCCAACCCCCUUAUUCUCAAACGUCUCAAACUGCCUAACUGUGAAGACCUGGCCGCUUCAGACAGCCCUGCAGCUGCAAACUGCAUGAGAAUAGGCAUCCCGAUGGCUGAGACCAUAAUCAAAAGCCACAAAUGUUACAACAACAGCGGUUCAGACUACCGCGGCACAGCUAGCGUGACGAAAUCAAGUCGACAGUGUCAGCCGUGGAAUUCCCAGUAUCCCCACAGUCAUACCUUCCUGGCCAUGCGUUACCCUGAGCUCAACGGGGGACAUUCCUACUGUCGUAACCCCGGCAACAAGCACGACGCUCCCUGGUGCUUCACCCUGGAUGAAGGUGUUCGGAUGGAAGUCUGUGACAUUCCUCCAUGCGACUUGCCAAAGCACGGCAGCAGCAGCAGUAUGGGGAUUCUGUACAUCCUCGUGCCGAGUGUGGCUAUACCGCUCUCUAUCGCCCUGCUGUUCUUUUUCAUCUGCGUGUGCCGGAACAACCAGAAAGCUUCACGUCCGCCAGCUCCACGACAGCCCAAACCGGUACGCGGGCAGAACGUGGAGAUGUCCAUGCUGACCGCCUACAAACCAAAGAGCAAAGCUAAAGAGCUUCCUCUCUCCGCUGUACGCUUCAUGGAGGAGUUGGGUGAGAGUGCGUUUGGGAAGAUCUACAAGGGUCAUCUGUACCUGCCGGGCAUGGAGCAUGCUCAGCUUGUGGCUAUUAAGACCCUCAAAGACGUCUCCAGCGCACAGUGGGGAGACUUCCAGCAGGAGGCGUCAGUCCUGGCUGAACUUCACCAUCCCAAUGUGGUUUGCCUGCUGGGCGUGGUGACGCAGGAGCAGCCCGUCUGCUUGCUCUUCGAGUUCCUGGCCCAGGGAGACCUCCACGAGUUCCUCAUCAUGCGCUCGCCCCAUUCAGACGUGGGCUGCAGUAGCGACGAAGACGGCACCGUGAAGUCCAGUCUGGACCACGGAGACUUCCUGCACAUGGCCAUUCAGGUCGCAGCCGGGAUGGAAUAUCUAGCGAGCCAUUUCUACGUCCACAAGGACCUCGCAGCCAGAAACAUCUUGGUUGGCGAACAGCUUCACGUUAAGAUUUCCGAUCUGGGAUUGUCGAGGGAGAUCUACGUUUCGGAUUAUUACAGGGUGCAGCCAAAAACGUCGCUUCCCAUUCGCUGGAUGCCACCCGAGGCUAUUGUGUAUGGGAAGUUCAGCACAGAUUCUGACAUUUGGGCGUUCGGUGUGGUGCUGUGGGAGAUCUUCAGUUUCGGUCUCCAGCCGUUUUACGGUUUCAGCAACCAGGAGGUGAUGGAGAUGGUGAGAAAGCGACAGCAGCUGCCCUGCCCGGAGGACUGCCCGCCUCGCAUGUACGCGCUGAUGACCGAGUGCUGGCAGGAGGGCCCCGCUCGCCGGCCGAGAUUUAAAGACAUCCACUCCCGCCUGCGUGCCUGGGAGGGCCUGUCGUCCCACGCCAGCUCCAGCACUCCGUCUGGAGGGAACGCCACUACUCAAACUACCUCUCUGAGCGCCAGCCCCGUCAGCAACCUCAGCACCCCGCGCUACGCCGGGUAUAUCUAUGGAGCACCGCAGGGUAUCCCACCCGGACAGAUCGCAGGCUUUAUGGCAGCACCCAUGUCACAGAACCAGCGGUUUAUUCCUGUUAACGGAUACCCCAUCCCGCCGGGCUACGCCGCCUUCCCUACCGCUCACUUCGCACCUCAAGCCCCGCCCCAGGUGGUGCAGCACUGCCCGCCGCCCAAGAGCCGCUCGCCCAGCAGCGCCAGCGGCUCCACUAGCACGGGUCACGUGACUAGCGUGCCUUCCACAGGCUCCAAUCAUGAUGCCAACACACCUUUGCUCUCUCACUGCGUCACGCUGACGCCCAUGACAGGGGUGCCGGGUGGCACAAUGCAAGUUUUUGGACAUAUGACACAAAAGGGCUUGCAGAUAGACCCGUCGCAAGCGGCUCUGCUCGCUGACACUAACCGACUGUUGUACAGUGAAUCUGUUAUUACUGCCGAUUUUUGAAUAAGUGUUUUAUAUUGAUAAUUAUUGAUAUUUUAAUGUUUUUUUUAGUGUAAAUAUAAAACAGCCUGAAUGAAAUGCGAAAGUUUAUAUUGCGAUGUUGUGUAAAUGUGUUUGAUAGGAAAGGACACUCAUCAUCUCUUGGGUAGGUGAUAUUGAGACGAUGCAAAAACCUGAAAUGUAUUCUCUGUGAAGCUUCGUGCCACUUCUGCAGUGACUUUGCGGCAAAACAGAAUGUGCCUUUGAAUGGAGCCUUUCAACCAAAACUUCAAAAUGAUGCCCUGUUAGGAUUUUCAAUGGACAAUGUCUUUAGUUUCUUAACUGUUUUUUACCUUUUUACUCACUGACGACUUGAAUAACUUUCCUGAAGUCUUCAGAGUAUCCAGUCUUUUUUUCCCAUACAGGAAUCUGAGUUAUGGAAAUGAAUGUAAAACACAUAUAUAAUAUAUAUAUAUAUACACUAGUGUUCAGAAGUUAAGGGUCACUUGCUCACUUUUUCAUUUUUUAUUCAAUGUUUUAGAAUAAUAGUAAUGCUCAUCAAAAUUAUGGAAUAACACAAAUGUGGUUUUGAUAACUAUGUUCUCAAAAAAUAAAAACUGUCAGAUCCUCAGCAUCCUCGCUGUAGUCAUUCUUUGGCUAUAAUAUGCCGAAAUCUUCUCUUGGCAUUUUAUCAUCCAGCUUCUUGAGGUCUCACGCUGAAAUGUUUUUUUAACAAUAUUUACGUUUUUCCUAUCUAAGUAGAACUCUGUUAUUCAAAAGCAUCCGUUUAAAAAAAAGAUGUUAAAAAA
Molecule: messenger RNA, 3798 nt
Organism: Triplophysa dalaica
Lineage: Eukaryota; Metazoa; Chordata; Actinopteri; Cypriniformes; Nemacheilidae
Product: inactive tyrosine-protein kinase transmembrane receptor ROR1-like
Exons: 9
Coding region: 197-3013 (938 amino acids)
Biological process (GO): positive regulation of kinase activity; protein phosphorylation; positive regulation of canonical NF-kappaB signal transduction
Cellular component (GO): signaling receptor complex
Molecular function (GO): ATP binding; protein kinase activity; protein binding
Source: RefSeq, a predicted model, not a curated record